UUGAUCUGGCAGGAUCAGAGAGACAGAAAGCUACCAACACUGAAAGCACUCGGCUCAAAAUCUCCAAAAAUAGAGGAUUUGAAUCUUUCUUUCAAAGAUUAUCAAAAAAUCUUUUUACAGGAGGAUUCAUUUAAGAAUCAUGAAUCUCAGCUGACAGCCAAAGAAGAAGAACUGCAAAGAGUGAACAUGACUCUUCAGAAAUUUGAAAAAGACAACAAAGUUUUACAAGUUAUGUUGAAGCACACAGAAGUUUGUGAGCAGAAAGCUCCUGAAGUGCCAAAUUUUCAAGUUAAGAAAAUUGAAUUAGCCUAUAGCCGCAAGAUGGAAGAGUUCAAGAGGUCAAUCUUUGGCAAAGAUAAAAAAGUAGCAGAGUUAUUAUUUGAAGUAGCAAAAUUAAAAGAGGAACUUCACCUUGCCAGGGAAACACAUGCAUCUGUUUUAAAAGACAGGAAUUGCAAUAAAAUGGGUGCUGAAUUUCAGAGUGCUGUGCCUAUGCAAGGAGGUGCUAUUGGUGAGCCUGGAGAGAGAAAGUCAUCUUCAGAAAAAAAUGGCUCUGUUAGAGGAAGAGCUCUAAUAAAAGAAACAAAAAUGCCAGAAAUAAAUGAACAAUCUUGGAGAAGUAAAAAAAAGUGAAUGAACUAAUAACAUCCUUUUAAAGAAUCACUAUUUUUGUAAAUGUUUUUUUUUUUAUAUCAAUCAAUGGUUAUAAUUCAAAUGAAAGCCACUUCAUUCUUCUUAAAAAAUCCAGUACAAGAGAUACAGUACUUGUAAGCAUGUCAAUGAUUGGUUGAAUCCUACUAGUAUUUGAAUAAACAUAUAUUUUAGUUUGAUGCCCAAGAUUGGCAUUGACUCUAGACAAAUAAUUGUGUUUAUACACAGUUUGACUGUAAACGAAAUAUGUCGAGAUAUUUUUGUUAAGAUUUUUCUUUAGUUCAAGCUACUACACUCUUUUAGUCAAUAAGUUCUACAAUGGAAUUUAAAAAGAUGUUUAUGGAAAUUGUCUUUUAUUUCACUAGCCAUUUGUUUCUCAUAAAAAUUGUGGAAUUGAAAAUGUCUGUUACAUGUGCUUCUAUAUCUAAUAUUUAUGAAUAUGUAUAUAUAUAGAAUAUCCUCUGCUUAAAAGUAUGCUUUAUUGGAAUAUGUUUGAUGUCAAUACUUGUAAUAAAAUGAACAAGAGGUGUUUCACUCUAGUAGUUUAAAUUUUCAUAAGUUAUGAACUAGAGGCCUUAAAUCAAAUUUACUACUUUUGGAUAAAUUUGUCAUCUCUGUAACUGUAAUGUAACUAGGCCUCAAUGUUUCCUAAAUUGAGCAAAGAGAAAGAGCAUCCACAUUUAUCUUUUUUCUAGAAAGAACAAAAAUAAAGCUCAAAUAUUUCUCCUAUUUUGACACAAAUUAAGAAAAAUAAUAUGACCAUUUUUGUAGGAGCUCGCUGGGUUGAAUUUAUAGGUAGGC
Messenger RNA from Biomphalaria glabrata, 1452 nucleotides. RefSeq lists its product as uncharacterized. The transcript has 8 exons. The coding region runs from base 187 to 633 and encodes 148 amino acids. The record is from RefSeq and is a predicted model, not a curated record. NCBI's taxonomy places the organism in Eukaryota, Metazoa, Mollusca, Gastropoda, Planorbidae.